AUGCCGCCGAAAAAGGACAAAGCCGGUUCGUCGUCCAAAGUGGCGGUGGACAAGACGUUCGGUAUGAAGAACAAAAAGGGCGGCAAAGGGCAAAAGACAGUAGCCAUGAUUCAGCAACAGCAAAAAGUGGCGGGCAAAUCGAAAGAGCAGUUGGCGAAAGAGAAGCAAAAGGAGCAAGAAAAGAAAGCGGCAGCGAUGGCAGCGAAAGAGCGAGCGGCGGAUCCAUUGUUCAGCAUUAUCCAGCCGAAAGUACCGUUUGGUGUGGAUCCAAAGACGGUAACGUGUGCAUUUUGGAAAGCGGGACGAUGCGAUAAGGGGACGAAAUGCAAAUAUGGACAUAGCAAUGAUGCGGGACGAAAGACGGAGAAGAAGGACUUGUACGUCGACAUGCGCGAUGAAGAGGAAGACAAAAAGUUGGACACCAUGGACAAAUGGGACGAUGCCAAGUUGAAUUCCGUGAUUCUCUCCAAGCACGGCAAUCCACGUUCGACAACUGACAAAGUAUGCAAGUUCUUCCUUCAAGCUGUAGAAGACGGCAAGUACGGCUGGUUCUGGGAAUGCCCCAACGGCGGCGAAAAAUGCAUGUACCGCCACCGUCUACCGCCAGGCUUUGUGCUCAAGAGCCAGAAGAAAGAGCUCGAAGCGCUCGAAAAGGCCAAUGAAAUCUCGCUCGAAGAGUUCCUGGAAACCGAACGCCACAAGCUCGGACGCAACCUCACGCCUGUCACCGCGGAAUCCUUCGCAAAAUGGAAGAAGGAACGUAUGGACAAGAAACAGGCCGAGCACGAGAUGCUCAAGAAGAAAAAGGAGGCGCAGGCCGCUGCCAACAAGAUGGCGGGUCUCAGUGGAAGAGAAAUGUUCAGCUUGAACCCGGACAUGUUCGUCGACGACGACGACGACGCAGAUGACGAUGGAGAGUUCGAUUUGAACCAGUACAUGAGCAACAACUGGGAACAGGGCAGACAGGACGAACAGCAACAAGCCGCCAUCUAUGACGAUCAAGACAGCCCAGACGCCGCCGCGAAUCGCCUCGGCAAGUUGUCCGUUUGA
This is a messenger RNA of Mycosarcoma maydis (corn smut), 1050 nucleotides long. RefSeq lists its product as uncharacterized. The transcript has a single exon. NCBI's taxonomy places the organism in Eukaryota, Fungi, Basidiomycota, Ustilaginomycetes, Ustilaginales. The record is from RefSeq and is a predicted model, not a curated record. Gene Ontology annotation, biological process: cytoplasmic translation. Gene Ontology annotation, cellular component: cytosol. The coding region runs from base 1 to 1050 and encodes 349 amino acids. Gene Ontology annotation, molecular function: metal ion binding; mRNA binding.